GUUCACCAUUCUGGUUUGUUUCUUCUUCUUCUUUCAGCCGCAAUUCCAAUUCCAAGUCGAACGCGAACGAUUUUAGUUAGUCCGGCCGGGAAAGGUUUGAUAGUUUCCUGGGAUUGAAAUUCAUGGAGUUGGAGUUUGAAUCAAUGUAUGAGAUUAAUCGUACGGCGGAGUUCAUUAUCAGCAAAAGCUUCAGUAGAAUUGCUUUACAGUUUCCGGAUGAGUUGUUAAAGGAAUCAACUAAGGUCGUGAGUGCUCUAAAGAGCAAAACUCGUUUGCUUACUGACAGAGAAGUCAGGUUCUUUGUUAUGGCGGACACAACUUACGGUAGUUGCUGCAUUGAUGAAGUUGGAGCUUUGCAUAUUGACGCAGACUGUGUUGUUCAUUACGGUCAAACAUGUCUAAGCCCGACAUCGGUUCUUCCAGCAUUCUUCGUUUUCGGGAAAGCUUCGAUAAACGUCUCAAGCUGCGUUAAGCAUCUGAUAGAUUCUGCGUCACAGAGCGAUAAGCCUAUUAUGAUUCUUUAUGGACUAGAAUACGCCCAUAUGAUUCCGCAUAUCCGAGAAGAAUUAGGAUUAUCAAAGACUGUACCUCAGUUGAAGUUCUCUGUAGCCAAUGUUUUGUGUUCAUUUAUUAGUCCAUCCAAAGACCCUAGAGAAUCCAUGGAGCAUCCGAGACCAUAUAGUGAUAGCUUAUCCUCAUCUAGAAACUAUAGUCUGGGAGGGCUAACUUGGGACUUGCCAGAAGGAAGCAAAAUCGAGGACUAUCUACUUUUCUGGAUCGGUUCUGACAGUUCAGCGUUCGCCAAUGUAGUACUGACCUUCAAUGGUUGUGACAUAGUCAGAUAUGAUGCUGAAGAAGAUUCUUUGGUGACGGAAUUUUAUCAACAAAGAAGGAUACUUCAGCGACGAUAUUACUUGGUGGAAAAAGCCAAGGAUGCGAAUAUUAUUGGUAUUUUGGUAGGGACCCUUGGUGUUGCUGGUUACCUUCAUAUGAUUCACCAUAUGCAAGCACUCAUAUCUGCAGCUGGCAAAAAAUCUUACAUUCUUGCCAUGGGACGACCUAAUCCGGCCAAACUCGCAAACUUCCCCGAGUGCGAUGUAUUCAUCUACAUCUCAUGUGCCCAAACCGCUCUUUUAGAUAGCAAAGAGUUCAUGUCCCCUGUCAUAACUCCGUUCGAAGCCAAUCUUGCUUUUAGCAGAAGGAGUGAAUGGACUGGUGCAUACCUAAUGCAAUUCCAAGACGUGAUAAACUCUGUAAAAUUACGUGCUUAUCGCGGUUUGGAGAUUAAUAGUGAUAAUACUUCGCCGGAGCCUUACAUAGUCGGGAGAAGCGGGAAGGCGUCAGGAUACAAGCACGAGUAGCAACUCCAAGAAGUUCACUUGUUCACAAAGAAAGAUUUGUGUACUAUUUCAGAAACUAAUUUUUUUUAUUUGUUCUUUUCAAAAAUACGUUCUGCUGGCUUCGUGUUAUAUUGUUAGAUGAGAGAAUGUUGCACACAUGUCAGAGUUAGGUUCGAAAAAAAAACAGAACUGUCUUUUGUUAAUUUUUAUGUUAUUGGCCUCUGA
Molecule: messenger RNA, 1565 nt
Organism: Camelina sativa (false flax)
Lineage: Eukaryota; Viridiplantae; Streptophyta; Magnoliopsida; Brassicales; Brassicaceae
Source: RefSeq, a predicted model, not a curated record